GCUUAAACAAAAUGAAGCAGGUGUACUUACAGCCAGGCAAUAAGCUGGUAUAUGAGAUCGAAUUUGAAGAUCCAUACUCAGAAAGAGUGAAAGUAAUCAGGAUAGAUAAAGAAGAUGAAGGAGAGUUUUGGAAUAAAGUGCCUGCUUCGCAGGUAGACAAGCCAUCCAAGGAGCUAUGCUUUAGAAAUUAUAUUCCUCCACAAGUAUCGAUUGAUACUCCUGAUAAUAUCUUCUGUAAGACUCAGACUUACUUGUUUGGGUGCCAAAUUGAUCGAAACAAGCUGCAAAAGAACUCAAAAUAUUGAUACAAGAUUUACAAUGCAGCUGAGGAUCAGGCUAAUCCCUUAUUUUGCUUAGAGCUAUUACCAGAUAUGCUCCCCAAGGUGCGACUAAACUAUGGAGUCUGUGCUUUCAAGAUUGAUGGAAAGGAUAAAAUACUUCUAAUCGGAGGAAACAUCUCUAAUUUCAGGAAUUAUGGUAGCUACAGGAGUCAUUUAUACUCAGAUUGCCUUUUAUAUCAUGUCGAUGAUGGAUACUUUGAAGAGGACGACUUUGAUCUGAGCCUUUCUUCUCCAAAAGACUGCACUACUGCUUUAGUUCUUGAUGACAAAUAUGUUUAUUCUUUCUUUGGAAGAACACUCAAGAUUACAAAUGAAGAUGACUUUUUAAGAAGUAAUUCAAAAUAUUACGAAUACUGCAAGAACAUUGAAAGAUGGGAAAUCAACAGCCAAGGAGGAGACUUUACAAACCUCAAAAUUAAAUUUGAUGAAAAAGUUGAGAAGAUUCUCAAACCUCUGGUAAUCCCACAAGAUAACAACUCUUUCCUUAUUGUGGGUGGAGUUCGGGGUAACCAAACACCUUGAUCUCAAGUAUGAGCUUUAAAAAUUGACCAACAAGCUUUUUCAGAAGAUGAAAUAGAUGACGAUAAUUCUUCGAAUGAAAAGGAUAGAAUUGAUGCUGUUAUAUCUCCGUUAGUAAUUCAAGAAAUUGGAGCUGCUCAAGCUACUCAAGGCAAUGAGGAACCAACUCCAAUAAAGCUAAAUGUACCUCUGUCCUUUACAUCAAACAGCUUAAUACAAAAGGAUGGGUAUGUUUCGGCUAUUGGCUUUAAUGCAUCAGGAAGAGCUUGGUGUUUCAAGGGUGAUCUAGAAAAGAACAAGUUUAUAUCAAAAUGUUUGCUGUAA
Molecule: messenger RNA, 1184 nt
Organism: Moneuplotes crassus
Lineage: Eukaryota; Ciliophora; Spirotrichea; Euplotida; Euplotidae
Source: the annotation of a GenBank genome assembly